Diabrotica balteata is the source of this 1566-nucleotide messenger RNA. Lineage: Eukaryota; Metazoa; Arthropoda; Insecta; Coleoptera; Chrysomelidae. The record is from the annotation of a GenBank genome assembly.
AUGUCAAUGAUCUCAGCCGCAAGUAUACACUCCUUAGUCGACGUUUUUGAGGUAUCAAAAUGUGGACCUACUACCCAAAAUGAGACACCAAGUUUAGUUAUCGAGACUAAAGUACCCCUUUGUAAAAAACUAAAAGGUGUCGCGAAAAAUAUUACCGUGGAACCAAUUUUACUUCUUAGUAUGUUGGCACAUGUGGUAUCCGCCCUUACGGUCCAAAAUCUAAUUUUAGAAAAAAGUUGUAGAGUUCAUUUAGUAUUGAGCAAUGCUACUUGCAACACCCUCACCUACAAGAAUAAAUCCGAUCCUGGAUAUCUAGAUUAUGAGAAAAAAGUGCAGGUUGUAGCUACGAGUAUGUUCAUAUGGAGGGAUGCUAUCAUGAGUUUAAUACCAUCAAUGCUCCUACUUUUUAUAGGAUCAUGGAGUGAUCGAUACAAGAAAAGAAAGCAUAUUAUUCUUAACGUUACGUUAGGGGACAUAUUCACAACGCUAUGUUGGCUUAUCUCCACAUUUUAUUUUUGUGAAUUGCCCCUGGAAGUUACUAUUUUAGGAGAAGUUUUACCAGCAGUAGUAACUGGAGGACAACCAGUUGCUUCAAUGGCAUUUUUCAGUUAUAUCAGUGCAGUUAGCAGUGAAAACAGUAGAACAGCACGCAUGGGUCUUGCCCAUGCUGGAGUUACAGUUGUUAUAGGUAUUGGAAACUUAAUCAGUGGUAUCCUGUUCCAUCAAGUACGAUUUUAUGGUGUGUUUGCGAUAUCAUUUAUUCUUUACACAACUGUAUACUUCUACGGUUUAUUCUUCAUCAAGGAUAUUUGGGAAUAUAAAAGGGAUAAUGGAGAAGUACUCGAAAAACCAAGCAAGGAUUUUUUAAACGACUUUUUCGAUAUCAAACAUGUAUAUCAGACGCUUCAAGUCGCUUUUAAAAAAAGAGAAGAUAGAAGAAGAAGAAGGAUCUUCUUGACGUUGCUGCUUACUUUGCUUUCAUUGGGUCCACUGAGAGGAGAAGCAAAUCUAAUUUAUUAUUUUUCCAAAUUAAAAUUUGGUUGGAGCCCUGUGGAUUUCAGUCUAUUCAUUACAUUUCAAUUUGCAGUGUACGUAUCUGGAAGCCUUUUUGGAUUAGUGAUACUACAUAAAUGUUUUAAAGUAGACGAUUGCAUAUUAGGAAUGAUAUGCUGCAUUAGUAAGAUUAUGGCAAAUUGUAUGUAUGCUUUAGGAACUUCGUGCUUCUACAUGAUGAUUGGUGCUACCCUGGACGUCUUUGGAGCUUUAUUUGCUCCAGUUCUUCGAUCGAUUGGUUCAAAGUUGGUAUCGACUGACGAAUUGGGAAAGUUUCACUCUCUCUUUAGUAUCGUAGAAACACUUUCGCCAUUGAUUUUUAGUCCAAUUCACAGUAAAGUUUAUGCAAUGACUAUCAAUAAAAAUCCAGGAUCGUAUUACUUAGUUACUGUGGUUAGUUUGAUACCAACAUUUUUAAUAUUUAUAUUGUUAUAUUGGCAAUCUCAGAGUCGAACCAAAAAACCUGAACACCAACAACAAGACGAGAGUUUAAUACGUUCUACAGAAGCAUGA